Molecule: messenger RNA, 1515 nt
Organism: Fonsecaea erecta
Lineage: Eukaryota; Fungi; Ascomycota; Eurotiomycetes; Chaetothyriales; Herpotrichiellaceae
Exons: 4
Coding region: 1-1515 (504 amino acids)
Biological process (GO): regulation of DNA-templated transcription
Molecular function (GO): DNA-binding transcription factor activity
Source: RefSeq, a predicted model, not a curated record
AUGGAGUCACCCCAGGAGGUCGUCAACACUGGUCCUGCUCCACGGAAAAGAUCGAGUGCAGCGACGGAAAAGCGGAAGUUGCGCAAUCGACUCUCUCAGCAGGCAUUUCGGGCACGGCAGUCUCUGGAAAUCAAUGAACUCAAGCAGCGGCUAGCCCUGUUCUCCGGUUCAGAGAGCGAUCGUAACAGCAGGCUAGUAGACGAGAACCGCAAAUUAAGACAGCAACUAUGGCAGUCCGAGAAGAAGCUUCGAAGUCUCCAGGCGACACUGAAGAGCAUUAUCGACACCAUGGUGGAGAGCAGGGAGAACAACUUUGACGCACAUACUAGCGGACUCAACGAAGACGAUGAAGGGCUGGAUCCUUGGCCGGUCGAGCUCGAUGUGCCUUCUGGCCACGCUGACAGCGAACCACUGUCGGCACCUCUCAACAUGAUAUCCGACUCGGAUGCAUGCCGUGCAUCGGGCUCCGUUGUCUCGCCCAACGAAACGUCUACCACGGAAGCAUAUGCAACAGAGCCGCACGCCGCGAUUUCGUCGAACGAGGAUUCCUUGGGAGAGGACGUCAAUUGGGAUAUUGGCCAGGGGGUCUUAGCAUUAUCCACCACGUCACCAGUGCAGCACACUCCUCAGCUCUCGGUUGCGUUCCCUAUGUAUCGCAACUUGCAGGUGAUGGCACGUUCCAACUACUCAGAACAUAUCCAUGCCUAUGAGAUGUGUGCCGUAACUGGCUACUUGGGCAAAAGACGAAACCCCGAUCUGGGCAGUCUUAAUCACAUGGUGUCAAGUCUCGUCUCCGCCUUUAUCAAGAUUGCCUGGGGUGGUAUGGAAUCCUGGAUCCAAUGGACCAACGGAAAGGAGACGCUCACCAAACUUGCGGCGUGGCGGAUAUCUCCUGGCCCUGAAACAUUCGCCGCCAUACCGCCCUCGAUGCAGCCAACUCCACUCCAGACCGCAGUGCCUCAUCCGCCUGUCAUCGACUGGUGUGUCUUCCCUUUUCUGAGGGACAAACUAAUUCAAUACCACUGCUCGGAUCCGGGACUGGACGAGAUUUGUGGCGAUAUCGGCCUCGCGUACGUCGUGCAAGCGGACCUGUCCGAGUUCGUGCUGGGUGCGGAACCCCUGGUGGUGUAUUUCAACAUCCACGACAUCAUCGUCGGUAUGGAGACGAACCCGACAUGGCUGAGCGACGGCGACAAUACCAAGACCACCUCCACAUCCGCCAGCACUGCCAUGAUCGGGCCCAAGCUCGAAGUCAAACUACCUGCCCCAGACCUCUACACCUUACUGCACACCAAAGAGUACGCCCACGAGAUGUACCGCCGCCUCAAAAUCGGCCAGGGCGUGGAAGAAUACCUCUGCGAUCCCGGCCUGUUCGUCAAGUACCCACACCUGUAUGAGCCGGACGUCAAAAUCGCCCAAGGCGUGCCCCUGCGGUCGCGCAAUAGGAUCUCCUGGCCCACCCCGCGCCCCCUGGACGACGUGGCGAUGAGCUGGUAUCGCAGGUGUGCGUCUUAA